Molecule: messenger RNA, 1612 nt
Organism: Sphaerodactylus townsendi
Lineage: Eukaryota; Metazoa; Chordata; Lepidosauria; Squamata; Sphaerodactylidae
Gene: DAP3
Product: death associated protein 3
Exons: 14
Coding region: 470-1597 (375 amino acids)
Biological process (GO): apoptotic process
Cellular component (GO): mitochondrial small ribosomal subunit; mitochondrial ribosome
Molecular function (GO): structural constituent of ribosome
Source: RefSeq, a predicted model, not a curated record
UGCCCGUGCGCGCGGAGGGAUGAAGUGUGACCCUUCGUGGCAUCCGUAUCUCUUACAGGAUGACCUCAUCGCAACCUACUUUUUCUCCUUCCCCCUGGCCGCGAAGAAAUAAAUAUGGCGGCGCCCAUGAACGAAAAAGAGUGAGUGUUGCUGAGGAAGAGUCCUGAAGAUAUUGACAAAGUCAUUGUUCAUACGAUCUGUCUAUAGACACUGUUAACCAAAGGCUGUUUGGGAUCUACUGUAAUUUUGAGUUUGCAGCUGGCAUAAUUGCAGAUGAGCCAGACAGAUGUGUGUAGGAUGAAUCUCUUGGUGGCUAAAGCCAGCACGUUGAAACCACCAUAUUCCGAGGCAGCCUGUCUCUGAAAAGCAGAUACUCGAGACAAACAGCUGAACGGGGGUUUCCCAUGAUCAGAAGUGGAACACUAGUCCAAAGUUGGCCUUCAAUCUCAGCAAGCCAGAUCUUAGGAAUAUGCUACGGAAUCUGAAGAGACUUCUUCGCCGGAGUCACAAUUUAGAACCUGCCUGCUUUCUUCAGGCCAGUCCCAGGACCUGGCAAAGUACUGCUGUGAUCCAGGAUGCUCCGCUUGCUCCAGAGAAGCCCAGAGCGAUCUUCCGUACCAACGAGAGCGACCCAGCCAAUCAUACGGAAGAGCACGUGGGCCAUUACUACAGCAUCCCCCUCCAGGAGCUGAAGGUGUUGUUCCCGCACGGACUGCCAGGCCGCUUCCAGUUACAGGUGAAAACCUUGAACGAAGCGUGUUUCAUGGUGCGCAAGCCGGCUCUCGAACUCCUCAGCUAUUUGAAAGGCACCAACUUCGCUUACCCCGCCAUCCGAUAUGUCGUCUAUGGUGAAAGGGCCACGGGGAAGACCGUAACCCUUUGCCAAGCUGUCCAUUACUGCGCAAAGCAGAAUUGGCUGAUCCUACACAUUCCCGACGCUCACCGCUGGGUGAAAAACUGCAAAGAGCUUCUGCCAUCUUCUUACAAAAAGGAGCGCUUUGACCAACCGCUGGAAGCCUCGACCUGGCUAAAGAACUUCGCGAUCACCAACGAGCCGUUCUUAAAGGAGAUCAAGACCCAGCAGAAAUACACAUGGAGCAAGCGAGAGAGCAGUGAGGAGGGAAGCCCCCUGAUAAGUAUAGUGGAGCAGGGUCUGAAUCGCGUCAGAAGCGCCAGCGAUGUCGUAGGGGUGGUUUUGAAGGAGCUGAAGCAGCAGUCCUCGCGGGGGUCCUUCAAGCUCCUGGUGGCCGUGGACGGAGUCAACUCCAUUUGGGGGAGAACGUUGCUGAAGAAAGAAGACAAGAGCGAAGUCUCGCCAGAGGAGUUGACGCUGGUUCACAACCUGAGGAAGAUGAUGAGCAACGACUGGACCGGAGGUGCCAUCGUGACGACCCUCAGCCAGACGGGGGCUCCCUACCAACCUCGCAGAGCCUUCCUGCCCAGCGAAUUGCUGGGAAAGGAGGGUUUCGAAGCCCUGGACCCCUUCGUUCCCAUCCGAGUUGAUAACUACACUGACCUGGAGUUUGAGAGUUGCUACCAGUACUACCUGGAGCGCAGGUGGCUUCAGCAUGAAAGUGGUAAGUCUGGUUCCUUUUGAGAGGAAGGCGCGCUA